Molecule: messenger RNA, 2389 nt
Organism: Fonticula alba
Lineage: Eukaryota; Rotosphaerida; Fonticulaceae
Exons: 4
Coding region: 17-2383 (788 amino acids)
Biological process (GO): negative regulation of fatty acid biosynthetic process; double-strand break repair via homologous recombination; positive regulation of transcription by RNA polymerase II
Cellular component (GO): BRCA1-BARD1 complex; BRCA1-A complex; plasma membrane
Molecular function (GO): ubiquitin-protein transferase activity
Source: RefSeq, a predicted model, not a curated record
CCGUCUCAGCUUCCCCAUGAAUCGGGGGCACCCAGUCUUGAGGGCGAUGGCAUCGCACGCGAAUCGGCCCGCCCCCGGGAUCUCGGAGGAGGUCCGAGAGUUUGAGCGCCUCUUCGCCCGGAUGCGUGAGGAACUGCCCUUCACAGUUUCCAGUGUGAUUUGCUCUCUUUGCCAGUGUCCCUUCAAGGAUGCUGUGUCCAUCCUGACCUGUGGCCACCACUUCUGUCGCGAGUGUCUUCUGGAGGAAGGCCGCUGGCGACAAACCUGCCCCGAGUGCGCGGCACCCUAUUACCAGCGCGAAGUCACCGCAUCCACCAGUGUUCAGGCAUUCUUGGACAUUCUCCCGGAAAUCCUGGCUCUCCUGGGGAUCGACCCCUCGCCGCUCACGGCCGAACACGAUCCCGACGACGACCGGGAGUUCUCCCUCCCGGUCGCCGUGGACUACGCACACUUCGCCCCCUUCCGCGAGCACAUCCCUCGAGAGCCUUCGCUCUCGCCACCAGCACAGCCGGGCCCGGCCCUGCUUGCCUGUACAUCGGAGGCCGACCCGCCGGUGGACGCCGAGAUGGCCGACCUGCCGCCGGCUCCUCCCGGACGGCAGAAGCGCCGCGGUCGUGCCGCACCCGUCGAAUCGCCCCCGGCCACCAGCCCCGAAGAGCAUGCACCUGCCCAAAAGGCGUGCCAGGCAUGUACACUUCUCAAUCCCCCCCGGGCACGUCUCUGCCGCGCUUGUCGAACCCCCCUCGCACCUCGGGCCCCAAUUGCGGAAAUCCCGCCGGAUGCAUCCGCGAGCGGGCGCCCGGCAAAGCGCCCGCGCUUGGCCUCUCCCCUUUCAAGCAUGGAGGCCUCCACCAACGAGCCCACCACCGAGGAUGAGGCUGGCCCCUCGACACCCCGGACACGGGAGCCGCGCAAUGCCUCCGCCCUCGGUCGACGGGCUGCCCGGUCGCAACGUCUGCCGUCAGACAUUACCAAUCAGCCGAGCACCCCCACCCUCCCGGUGCCGGAGUCCCUUCUCACAUCCUCCUCCCUUUCCAGUCAGGAAGAAGGGGGACGGGGAAAUGGAGCCGAGCCCCUGGUGGAACUCCCCCCCAGUCAGGAGACUUCCACUCUGUCCGCGGGUCUUCCUCGGCGCUCGGCCAUCCAAGAUGCGGUGGUCAUCUUCUCGGGCUUCCGGCAGGAUGAGCGAGCCAUCCUGGAACACUCGCUGUACAAUGCUCGCGCCGGGCUGGCCGAGCGCAUUCGCGUGCAUGAUGACUUUGAGGAUGCCUUUGCCAGUGUUCGGAGACCGAGCGGCCCCGGCCAGACCCCUGGCCGGGGCCGCUCCGCCGGGCGUGCAUCCCCCCGGCCGUCGGCUGUCCUAGCGGACGCCGCCGACACAUUGGCUGUCACGCACUUGGUAGCCAAGUGCUCGACGGAUAUCAUCUCCUCCCUGCUUCCGGCCAUGUCGACAGCUGAUGCCCUGUCCCGAUCGGCCGAGCUCCGGACCUGCAAGCGCACGGGCAAAUACCUCCAGGCUUUGGCCAUCGGGGGAAUAUGGAUUGUUGAUGAAUUCUGGUUCUCGGAGUCCUGCCGCCGCGGCCGGCUUUUGGCUGAGAGCCCCUUCGAGGUUCUUGGUGACCGAACCUGCGGAAUCACUCGCGGGCCGGAGCUCGCCCGGACCGGGCGUACUUCCAAUACCAUGGGGCUCUUUCGCGGGACGACAUUCGAUAUCAGCCUGCUUCCGGCGGGGCUGCGGCACCAGAUGGCCUCGCUCCUGCCGCUGGCUGGCGGGAUCAUCACUCAGCGCGACUCGCCGGGACUGCUGCAGCAAACCGCCUCGCCCCUGCGCACGCCCUCGCCCGCUCGCUGGGGACGUGCGGGGACCGCGGGUGCUUUGGCUGCUGCCACUGCUGCGGCCAGCCUUGCCCGGCGUGUGAGCCCUCGCCAGAGGGCUCGGGCCCGGCAGAUGACACCAGUUCCCCUGGAGCAGCUGGAUCUCAGUCGGCCCCUGAUGCUGGUUGACAGUCGCGAGUGUGACGCCCAGGUUGCGGAGACUCUGCUGGCAGCGGCCUCCGGACCGCGCGGUCCAGCUCAGCUCGUUGAAGCUCAGGACAUCCUCCGCUGCAUCUCCGAGUGUCGCCCUCUUCCGGCGGGGCCCUGCCCCCCGGGCGGCAGCAGUGAAACCAGCGACAGCGACACCGAGUCCGAUGGCGAAGAGCGACAAACCGACGACGAUGAGGCCGAUGUCGACAAGGAGGCCAGCUUGCAGUCUGGCCCUGCUGGGGUGGAUGCUGUUCCUCCGGCCGCCGAACCCGAGUUGCUAGAGCCGCCGGUCACGCCAUGCAAGGCUGGAGGGGGGUCGCGCGGCCGUGGUCGCACCCGGCUGGCCGGGAAGAUCUGAACUACC